This is a messenger RNA of Eruca vesicaria subsp. sativa (arugula), 1931 nucleotides long. NCBI's taxonomy places the organism in Eukaryota, Viridiplantae, Streptophyta, Magnoliopsida, Brassicales, Brassicaceae. The record is from the annotation of a GenBank genome assembly.
AAACACCAAAGGGUAGUUGUCAAAAAAGAAGAAGCGAGAGAGAGAGAUUGAUUUAAGACGCCUUCUGUUGUUGUUCGUCGCUCUCGCUCAUCGCCGCGUUCUCUCUCUUCUCUCCGUGUCUGGUUUGAUAAGUCCAUGGAUAAUAAGGGCCCAGUGCAGAAAACAGUUGUGCUCGAGCCGUUUAUCAAGUUGGUGAGGCUUUUAGCAAGGGCUUUCUAUGAUGAUUACACUACCAAAAGCGAUAAUCAGCCGAGAACUGCAAGAAGUGACAAUAGAGGGAUUGCCGUUGUUGUGCUCGAUGAGCUUACAAGGAAGCAAUGGGUUAGAGAAGAAGACUUGGCUAAAGAAUUGAAGCUGCACGCCAAACAACUUAGAAAAAUAAUACGACACUUUGAAGAACAAAACUUGAUCAUGCGUGACCACAGGAAAGAGACUGCAAAAGGUGCAAAGAUGUAUAGUGUUGCAGUAGCUGCUACAACUGGUGGUCGAGCAGAGGACAAGGUUAAGUUCCAUACCCACUCGUAUUGCUGCCUCAAUUAUCCACAGAUAUAUGAUAUUGUUCGUUAUAAACUACACCGGAUGAAAAAGAAGCUCAAAGAUGAACUAGAAGAUAGGAAUACUGUUCAAGAGUAUGGCUGUCCUAACUGCCAGAGGAAAUAUAAUGCACUGGAUGCCUUGAGAUUAAUUUCUAUGGAAGACGAUGCUUUUCAUUGUGAAAAUUGCAAUAGUGAAUUGGUUGUGGAAUGUAACAAGCUAACUUCAGAAGAAGUAGCUGAUGGAGAUGAUAAUGCAAGGAAGCGGCGGCGGGAAAAACUAAGAGAUAUGCUUCAGAAGAUGGAGGUUCAAAUAAAACCUCUGAUGGAUCAAAUAAACAGAGUAAAAGACCUGCCAGUUCCCGACUUUGGAUCUCUUAUCGCAUGGGAGGCUCGUGCAGCUAUUGCUGCUCGUGAAAAUGGUGAGCUAAACCCUAAUGAUCCUUUGAGGUCACAGGGUGGGUAUGGCUCAACACCAAUGCCAUUUCUCGGAGAGACAAAGGUUGAGGUUAACCUUGGUGAAGGAAAAGAGGAUGUCAAGUCUAACGGUGGAGAUUCUAGUCUGAAAGUUUUGCCUCCAUGGAUGAUUAAGCAAGGAAUGAAUCUGACGGAGGAACAAAGAGGAGAGAUGAGACAGGAAGCAAAGGUUGAUGUUGGCUCAUCGAAACUUUCAGAUGACAAGAAAUCAGCCAUGGAAGGUGGCGAUGAGAAAGAUUUGUUGAAGGAUGAGUAUUUCAAAGCGUACUACGCUGCUCUGAUACAGCAGCAGCAAGAGCUAGCUCAGAAGCAGAGAGAAGAAGAAACUGGAGGUGAAGUAGGAGCCCCUGACAAUGAGUUGGCAUCGACAUCCCCAAAUCGUCAGGUUGGUAUGAAGUCCAAACGCGAAGAGGAAGAAGAUGUUGAAUGGGAAGAAGAGGCUCCACCAGUUGCAGUUGGAGGAAACGGAAACUACAAGGUGGACUUGAAUGUGGAAGCAGAAGCUUCAGGUGGUGAAGAAGAAGAGGAAGAAGACAUCGACUGGGAAGAAGGCUGAAUAGGAGGAAAUGGAUCAAAACCAUUCAUUGAAUAAUGGUCGAUUGUGAACUGUGUCUUGUGCACUAUAAGAAGGUGGUAACUGUAGUAAUUGGGCAUCGUGAUGUCAUCCUCAUCUACACCAAAUAUACGAUUCAGACAAAACAAAAAGUUGAUCGAUGCAUCUGAUGAAACAAAAUAGUUUGGACGACAACAUACCUGUGUUUUUGUUAUAAAAAUUCCAGAUAGUUUCAAAUUUUAUCAUUUUUUUGUAUCGUAAAAAGAUAAAUCUAAUGAUAAUCACAAUAAUUUCAGAUAGAAAAAAAUUAAAAAUUGAUUUUUGGUAGGGGGAUUAUAAGUAGGGGUGGGCACGGAUCGGAUAUCCGG